AUGUCGGCAUCAGAAGAUUUUGGGUGCUCAGGUUCAGUUGAUACCCAGUCAAAUUUCCCCGAGGAAUCUGAUGCCCCUAAAAAGAAAUCUAUAAGCUUGAAUGUGGAAGGUUUUGAUGGGUCUAUUGUGCCAAUACAGGCCUUUUCAUUGUCUAGGAUGUCACAUAUGCAGAGGAGGGAUUUGGAGAUGAAGUUGAAAAAUGAACUUGAACAAGUUAGGAAGCUUCAGAAGAAGAUAGCUUUGUUGAGCUCAAAUGCCACUAUUGAUAUGCAUUGUUAUGGUGAUGGCCCAAAGAGACCAGCCAAGGUGAAAAGUUGUCCGAUUUCUGUAAAUAAACUGACUGCUGCUUUGCCCGAGAUGAAAAAUAUUCCUCGGGGAAGAAAUACUCCCCACAUGAAGGGUGGGGCCAUGGCAGCUAGGCAGACUGAGUUGGAGAAGAAGCACGGUUUGCAGCAGAAUACCAAUUAUGUUAGGUUAAUGAAACAAUGUGAUGUCUUGUUAAAUCGGUUGAUGAAGCAGAAAAAUGCACCAAUCUUUAAUAGUCCGGUCGAUAUUAUAGCAUAUAAUAUUCCCGAUUACUUCAACGUCAUUAAGCAUCCAAUGGAUUUGGGGACUGUAAAAACUAAGUUACUUUCAGGGCGGUAUUCCAGUCCAGAGGGGUUUGCUGCAGAUGUGAGGCUAACUUUAAAAAACGCAAUGAUUUACAAUCCACCGGGACAUUAUGUCCAUCUCGCGGCCGAGAAGAUGAACAAAUUUUUUGAAGUGAGAUGGAAACAAAUUGAGAAGAAGAUUUCUGUAACAAUGGACGAAUCCAUGCUAUUAACAUCAAGUGCUAUAAUGGAAGCUAAAACUCCUUCCAAACCCCCUGCUAAGAAGCUGAAAAUCACUUCUGCUGAAAACAAGAUCAAGCAAGAAUCAGUUAAGCCUGUUAUGAGUAAUGUAGAGAUGCGAAAAUUGGCAGCAGAGUUGAAUCUGUUGCUGGAAGAAUUGCCAGAUAAUAUUAUUAAUUUCUUGAAAGAGAGCAGUUUUAAUGGAAGACAGGUGAAUGAGGGAGAGAUGACCAUUGAACUUGACACUUUUAGUGAUAAUAACCUGUUCAAGUUACGGAAACUUUUGGAUGACUACAUAGAGAAGAAGCAGAAAAAUCAAGCAAAAAUAUGGCGGUGCGAAACUGAGAUACGGAAUGAGUCAGGGUACAGCAAUCCAAAUGUGCAGCCUCGCAAAGGCGGUGAGCCAGCUGAGAGGGACGUGGAUAUUGCCAGAAAUGAUACAGCUACGUCAAGCUUUCCUCAUGUAGAUAUUGAUAAGGAUGCUGCCCGAAGGGAUUGUCAAUUCAGAAGUUCAAGUAGCUCCAGUAGUGAGUCAGGCUCUUCUUCUACUGAUUCCGACUCUGGAAAUUCUUCUGGCAGUGAAUCAGAUGGUGUGGAGGAUUCAGUUCCUGUAAAUUCUGCUAAGGAAACCGUAGUUUCUGGGGUAGAGAAGGAAAAUGAUCUCGGCGAUUUAAAUACUAGAGAUUUUUUGAAUGGGCAUGCUACACGAAAUUCCCCAACAAAAUCUGCCUCUGCUGAGCCUAACUGUUGCCAAGAGGGUGAGAGUGCUCCAUCUGAGAGGCAAGUCUCCCCUGAAACGCUUUUGGAUGACUAUGAAGGGAAGAAGCAGAAAAAUCUAGCAAAAAAUUGGCCAUACGAAAUUGAGAUGCGCAAUGAGUCAGGGUACAGCAAUUCAUAUGUGCAGCCUCGCCAAGAGAUUGAUAAGGAUGCAGCCCAAAGGGAUAGUCAAUGCAGAAGUUCAAGCAGCUCUAGUAGUGAUUCAGGCUCUUCUUCUACUACUGAUUCCGACUCUGAAAAUUCUUCUGGCAGUGAAUCAGAUAGUGUGGAGGAUUCAGUUCCUGCAAGUACUGCUAAGGAAAAUGUAGUUCCUUUGGCCGAGAAGGAAAAUGAUCUCGGUGAUGUAAAUACUAUAGAUUUUUUGAACGAGCGUACUGUGAGAAAUUCCCCGUCAAAAUCUGCCUCUGUUGAGCCUAUCUGUCACCAAGAGGGCAAGUGUGCUCCACCCGAGAGGCAAGUCUCCCCUGAAAAGUCUUACCGUGCAGCUCUGUUGAGAAGCCGAUUUGCAGACAUCAUAAUCAAAGCCAAAGAGAAUACAUUUGGAAAGGGUGAAAGACAGGAUCCUGAGAAAUUAAAGCUUGACAGAGAAGAGCGCGAAAGGUGGAGAAGAGAAGAGAAAGCUCGUAUAAUAGAAGAAGCCAAAGCAGCUGAAGUGGGUCGUAUUAAGGCUGAAGCAGAAGCUGCAGCGGAAGCUAGAAGGAAAGUAGAACUUGAAAGAGAAGCAGCACGUCAGGCACUAGAGAAGAUGGAGAAGACAGUUGAUAUUAACGACAAUAGUCUGUUUAUGGAAGAUCUGGAAAUGUUUAGAGCUUCUCCAGAUGUCAACUCACACGGCGUCAUAGAGGAGACGAACCUCGAUUACUCUCAAAAUGGUCUAGGCCGUUUCAAAUUUCGGUCGAGGAGUAAUCCCUGGGAACAACUUGGAUUGUACAUGAAGAUGGACGAGGAGGAGGAAGAUGAAGUCAAACCUCAAACCAUUCCAGAUGCGUUCCAUGAACCGAGAGGAGAGAUCGAUUGA
Messenger RNA from Fraxinus pennsylvanica, 2625 nucleotides. The record is from the annotation of a GenBank genome assembly. Lineage: Eukaryota; Viridiplantae; Streptophyta; Magnoliopsida; Lamiales; Oleaceae.